CCCUGCGCAGAGUGCUUACAAAGCCAGAGAGUCUCAAACCUGCUGCACGGAGCUCCCGGGAAGCCCUCAGCCCCAGCCAUCUCCCCCGAUGCUACAAACAGUUAUGCUCCGUCCAUUCGUGACCGGACUUUCAGGCACGUUCUACACGGCAACAUAAUUCAAGGGAAAAUAUCAAUAGAGCUAAACGACCCCCAAGUGUGACGGACGCAUGCCACUUGGAGUCGCAGUCUGCGCCCUCAAGACGGUCGUGCGUGAGAUGGCAUGCACGCUGGCUUUGCAGGCCUGACGGUGGAGGGGGCCUUGCGUUUACCCCACAGAUGCCAGGGUUCCCGGGCACACAGGCGUGUUGGGUGAGCAGUAGAGACCUCAAAGGACCCCGUUAAGAGGAGCGCCCAGCUGUUGCUGAGAACAGUCCACGGCGGGGUGGUCACCAGAAAGAAGGCAUCUGCAAGUACCAACCCCCGAGCUCGCCACCGGCGGCGGCGCAGCGUCCUCUCCCGUCCCCUCCCUCCGCCCGGAGCAUCCUCUUAGCCCGGGGCAGCGAGGAGAACUUCCGAAAGCAAGCAAGCAAACAAACAAACAAAAGGCCACCCCCUCCCACGAGUCCCUCCAACUCUCGACCUUUGCGCUCCCCCACCCCGCGCGCCCGCUGCAGCUCGGGAAUGUUCAUGGACACGACCGUGGUUUUGUACCUGCCUCCCAAUGCUAACUUCAGCAUGCUAAAACGGAAGCAGAGUUCCAGGGUGGAAGCCCAGCCAGUUGCUGACUUUGGUCCUGAUGAAUCUCUGUCGGACAAUGCUGACAUACUCUGGAUUAACAAACCAUGGGUCCAUUCUCUGCUGCGUAUCUGUGCCAUCAUCAGCGUCAUCUCGGUCUGCAUGAACACGCCCAUGACCUUCGAGCACUACCCUCCCCUUCAGUACGUGACGUUCACUUUGGAUACUUUAUUGAUGUUCCUCUACACGGCAGAGAUGAUAGCAAAAAUGCACAUCCGGGGCAUUGUCAGGGGAGAUAAUUCCUAUGUGAAAGAUCGCUGGUGCGUUUUUGAUGGAUUUAUGGUCUUUUGCCUUUGGGUUUCACUCGUGUUACAGGUAUUUGAAAUUGCUGACAUUGUGGAUCAGAUGUCACCUUGGGGUAUGCUGCGGAUACCACGUCCACUGAUUAUGAUCCGAGCAUUCCGGAUUUAUUUCCGCUUUGAACUGCCAAGGACCAGAAUUACAAAUAUUUUAAAGCGAUCAGGAGAACAAAUAUGGAGUGUUUCGAUUUUCCUACUUUUCUUUCUGCUUCUUUAUGGAAUUUUAGGAGUUCAGAUGUUUGGAACAUUUACCUAUCACUGUGUAGUGAAUGACACAAAGCCAGGGAAUGUAACCUGGAAUAGCUUAGCUAUUCCAGAUACACACUGCUCGCCAGAGCUAGAGGAAGGCUACCAGUGCCCACCAGGAUUUAAAUGCAUGGACCUGGAAGAUCUGGGACUUAGCAGGCAAGAGCUGGGCUACAGUGGCUUUAAUGAGAUAGGCACCAGUAUAUUCACGGUGUACGAAGCUGCCUCGCAGGAAGGCUGGGUGUUUCUCAUGUACAGAGCAAUCGACAGCUUCCCCCGCUGGCGUUCCUACUUCUAUUUCAUCACUCUAAUCUUCUUCCUUGCCUGGCUUGUUAAGAAUGUGUUCAUUGCUGUCAUCAUCGAAACAUUUGCAGAAAUCAGGGUACAAUUUCAACAGAUGUGGGGAUCGAGAAGCAGCACGACGUCCACUGCCACCACACAGAUGUUUCACGAAGAUGCUGCUGGUGGUUGGCAGCUCGUUGCUGUGGAUGUCAACAAGCCCCAGGGACGUGCCCCAGCAUGCCUCCAGAAAAUGAUGCGCUCGUCCGUGUUCCACAUGUUUAUCCUGAGCAUGGUGACCGUGGACGUGAUCGUCGCAGCCAGCAACUACUACAAAGGGGAAAACUUCAGGAGGCAGUACGAUGAGUUCUACCUGGCAGAGGUGGCUUUUACAGUCCUUUUCGAUUUGGAAGCACUUCUGAAGAUAUGGUGUUUGGGGUUCACUGGUUACAUCAGUUCAUCUCUUCACAAAUUUGAGCUACUCCUUGUCAUUGGAACCACACUGCACGUGUACCCAGACUUGUAUCAUUCUCAGUUCACGUACUUUCAGGUCCUGCGUGUGGUUCGGCUUAUUAAGAUUUCACCAGCAUUAGAAGACUUUGUUUACAAGAUAUUUGGUCCCGGGAAAAAGCUUGGGAGUUUGGUCGUCUUCACUGCCAGCCUCCUGAUCGUCAUGUCAGCCAUUAGUUUACAAAUGUUCUGCUUCGUUGAAGAGCUGGAUAGAUUCACAACAUUUCCAAGGGCGUUUAUGUCAAUGUUUCAGAUCCUCACUCAAGAAGGAUGGGUGGACGUCAUGGACCAGACCCUCAAUGCUGUGGGACAUAUGUGGGCCCCUGUGGUGGCCAUCUACUUCAUCCUCUAUCAUCUCUUUGCCACUCUGAUCCUCCUGAGUUUGUUUGUUGCUGUUAUUUUGGACAACUUAGAACUUGAUGAAGAUCUAAAGAAGCUUAAACAAUUAAAGCAAAGUGAAGCAAAUGCAGACACGAAAGAAAAGCUACCUCUUCGCCUGAGAAUCUUUGAAAAAUUUCCCAACAGGCCGCAAAUGGUGAAAAUCUCAAAACUUCCUUCAGAUUUUACAGUUCCCAAAAUCAGGGAGAGCUUUAUGAAGCAGUUCAUUGAUCGCCAGCAACAGGACACUUGCUGCCUCUUCAGAACCCUCCCGUCAGCCUCUUCUUCAUCUUGCGAUCACUCCAAACGGUCUGCCAUUGAAGACAACAAAUACAUUGACCAAAAACUUCGCAAAUCUGUGUUCAGUAUCAGAGCAAGGAACCUCCUGGAAAAGGAGACAGCGGUCACAAAAAUUCUAAGAGCUUGCACCCGACAACGCAUGCUGAGCGGGUCAUUCGAGGGGCAGCCAGCCAAGGAAAGGUCGAUCCUCAGUGUGCAGCAUCACAUCCGCCAGGAGCGCAGGUCACUACGACAUGGAUCAAACAGCCAGAGGAUUAGCAGAGGGAAAUCUCUGGAAACUUUAACUCAAGACCAUUCUAAUACAGUGAGAUACAGAAAUGCACAAAGAGAAGACAGUGAAAUAAAGAUGAUUCAGGAAAAGAAGGAGCAAGCUGAGAUGAAAAGGAAAGUGCAGGAAGAGGAGCUGAGGGAGAACCAUCCAUACUUUGACAAGCCGCUGUUCAUCGUGGGGCGGGAGCACAGGUUCAGAAACUUUUGCCGGGUGGUGGUCCGGGCACGUUUCAAUGUAUCUAAAACAGACCCUGUCACAGGAGCUGUGAAAAAUACCAAGUACCAUCAGCUUUAUGACUUGCUGGGACUGGUCACAUACCUGGACUGGGUCAUGAUCAUUGUUACCAUCUGCUCUUGCAUUUCGAUGAUGUUUGAAUCCCCCUUUCGGAGAGUCAUGCACACGCCAACUUUGCAGAUUGCUGAGUAUGUGUUUGUGAUAUUCAUGAGCAUUGAACUUAAUCUGAAGAUUAUGGCAGAUGGCUUGUUUUUCACUCCAACUGCUGUCAUCAGGGACUUUGGUGGAGUAAUGGACAUAUUCAUCUAUCUUGUAAGCUUGAUAUUUCUUUGCUGGAUGCCUCAAAAUGUGCCUGCCGAAUCAGGAGCUCAACUCCUGAUGGUUCUUCGGUGCCUAAGGCCUCUGCGGAUAUUCAAACUGGUUCCCCAGAUGAGGAAAGUUGUUCGAGAACUUUUCAGUGGCUUCAAGGAAAUUUUUUUGGUCUCCAUCCUUUUGUUGACAUUAAUGCUUGUUUUUGCAAGCUUUGGAGUUCAGCUUUUUGCUGGAAAACUAGCCAAGUGCAAUGACCCCAACAUUAUCAGAAGGGAAGAUUGUAAUGGCAUUUUCAGAAUUAAUGUAAGUGUAUCCAAGAACUUGAAUUUAAAAUUAAGACCCGGUGAGAAGAAACCUGGAUUUUGGGUGCCCCGUGUUUGGGCAAAUCCUCGGAAUUUUAAUUUUGACAACGUGGGAAAUGCCAUGCUGGCUCUGUUUGAGGUGCUGUCCUUGAAAGGCUGGGUGGAAGUGAGGGAUGUCAUCAUUCACCGUGUGGGGCCGAUCCACGGAAUCUACAUUCAUGUUUUUGUCUUCUUGGGUUGCAUGAUUGGACUGACCCUUUUUGUUGGUGUAGUUAUUGCUAAUUUCAAUGAAAACAAGGGGACGGCUCUGCUGACCGUAGAUCAGAGAAGAUGGGAAGAUCUCAAAAGCAGACUGAAGAUCGCCCAGCCCCUUCAUCUCCCACCUCGGCCCGAUAAUGAUGGUUUUAGAGCUAAGAUGUAUGACAUAACCCAGCACCCGUUUUUUAAGAGGACAAUUGCGUUGCUUGUUCUGGCCCAGUCCGUGUUGCUUUCCGUCAAGUGGGACGUGGAGGACCCCGUGACGGUCCCUUUGGCGACAAUGUCGGUUGUUUUCACCUUCAUCUUUGUCCUAGAGGUUACAAUGAAGAUUAUAGCAAUGUCACCUGCUGGGUUCUGGCAAAGCAGGAGGAAUCGAUACGAUCUCUUGGUGACAUCCCUUGGUGUCGUGUGGGUGGUACUGCACUUUGCUCUCCUGAAUGCAUAUACCUACAUGAUGGGUGCAUGUGUGAUUGUCUUUAGAUUUUUCUCCAUCUGUGGAAAGCAUGUGACAUUAAAGAUGCUGCUCCUGACCGUGGUUGUCAGCAUGUAUAAAAGCUUCUUUAUCAUCGUGGGCAUGUUCCUCUUGCUGUUGUGCUAUGCUUUUGCUGGAGUUGUCUUAUUUGGCACUGUGAAAUAUGGAGAGAACAUUAACAGGCAUGCAAACUUUUCUUCUGCUGGCAAAGCUAUUACUGUAUUGUUCCGAAUCGUUACAGGGGAAGAUUGGAACAAGAUUAUGCAUGACUGUAUGGUUCAGCCUCCCUUCUGCACCCCAGAUGAAUUUACAUACUGGGCAACGGACUGUGGGAAUUACGCUGGGGCACUGAUGUACUUCUGUUCCUUCUAUGUCAUCAUUGCCUACAUCAUGCUGAAUCUGCUCGUAGCCAUAAUUGUAGAGAAUUUCUCCUUGUUUUACUCUACUGAGGAGGACCAGCUUUUGAGUUAUAAUGAUCUUCGCCACUUUCAAAUCAUAUGGAACAUGGUGGAUGACAAAAGAGAGGGUGUGAUCCCCACUUUCCGAGUGAAGUUUCUGCUGAGGCUGCUCCGCGGCAGGCUGGAGGUAGACCUGGACAAAGACAAGCUCCUGUUUAAGCACAUGUGCUACGAGAUGGAGAGGCUGCACAAUGGCGGGGAUGUCACCUUCCACGACGUCCUGAGCAUGCUCUCCUACCGCUCUGUGGACAUCCGGAAGAGCCUGCAGCUGGAGGAGCUGCUGGCCCGGGAGCAGCUGGAGUACACCAUAGAGGAGGAGGUGGCCAAGCAGACCAUCCGCAUGUGGCUGAAGAAGUGCUUGAAGCGCAUCCGGGCAAAACAGCAGCAAUCCUGCAGCAUCAUCCACAGCCUCCGAGAGAGCCAGCAGCAAGAGCUGAGUCGGUUCCUGAGCCCUCCCAGCAUCGAGACCACCCAGCCAAGCGAGGACGCCAAUGCCGACAGCCAGGAUCGCAGCACACAGCCUGAGACAAGCAGCCAACAACAGCUCCUGAGCCCCACUCUGUCGGAUAGGGGAGGGAGUCGGCAGGAUGCAGCCGAUCCUGGGAAACCCCAGAGGAAGUUUGGGCAGUGGCGUCUGCCGUCAGCACCAAAACCAAUAAGCCAUUCGGUGUCUUCGGUCAACCUCCGGUUCGGAGGAAGGACGACCAUGAAGUCUGUUGUGUGCAAGAUGAACCCCAUGCCCGACGCAGCUUCCUGUGGCUCGGAGGUUAAGAAGUGGUGGACAAGGCAGCUGACUGUGGAGAGUGAUGAGAGCGGAGAUGACCUUCUGGAUCUUUAGGGGGAAGUCUGGGCGGAAGGAAGCCAAGUGGGGGAAACUGUUUUCUAACCUUCCCUGUCAUUGUCCAGUGAGCGAUCUGCAAUUGUUAGUGACUUAAUUUCAGCUCAGCACAGGAUUUUUAAAAUGGACUCUUAUCCUUUCACAGGAGGGGACUGUCGACGCUGUGUGUGUGUGUGCGUGUGUGUGUGUGUGUGUGUGUGUGUGUGUGUGUGUGUGUUGGACUAUUAUCUUGUAGUCAAGAACAUUUGGGGUUGGAAGUGCGGGUCAGUGGUAGAGCACUUGCCCAGUGCAAAUCUUAUGUUUGAUCCCCAGUACCAGAGAGAGAUAAGAGAAAGACAAUUUGUGUAGUGGCAGUAUUGAAGCUAGAAACAUCAAACAUAGGUCAUUCAAAUAUUUCAUUUAUUCUGUGUGAUCUGAGACAUGGCCUCUUAGGAAUCGUUAGUGUUAUUAUUACGCUGAAAAGAGUGCUAAAGCCCAAAGUGGCUGAUAUUUAUGGUACUUUAGUUUACUUUGUCCCUCUUUCCAGUAGAAGUUUUCCUCUCUGGAGAAUUUGUUAUUUAUGAUUGAUCUGAGAAGGGCAGCACUGCACUCAAGCUAAAAGGAUAGUAGUUCCAAAAACUACAGGUUCUGAAUUUUAACAAGUAUAUUAUUUUUCUCAUGUUUGUUUUUUUUUUUAAUGUGAAAAACGUAUUAAGGUAGCAGAUGAGAUAGAUUUCUGUCUUCAGUGACUCUAAUAAGAGUCGCCUGCUUCUAAUAAAGCUAUUUGUGCGGGUCCCAGGCUGGGUACUUUGUCCAGAAUGCUCAUUGGUGUAAGAUAGGUCUGCAGGAAGAUUACUUGAGAUGUGUGGUGUUACAAAAACGUCUAGUUCCUUGGGGCUGUGGAGAUGGCUCACUCAGUAAAGUACUUGUUCUGCAAAUAUGAAGACCCGAGUUCAGAUCCCCAACAUGCGCAUAAAAGCCCGCCAUUCUGCUACCUACCUGUAACCCCAAUGCUGCCAGGCAGGAACAGGAGGAUCCCUAGGGCUUGCUGAACUGCUAGUCUAGCCGAGUUAGUUAGCUCCAAGCUCAGCGGGAGACCCUGUCUCAAAAAUAAUUGGGAGAGCUAUUGAGGAAGACCCUGGGUAUUGACCUGUGGCCUCCACAUACACACAGUAUAUCUUAGAUACCUGCAUAGGCAAAAAGAUGUUCAGUGUCUCUAAAAUGCUUUGAAUAAAUUAAUUUAGAAAGAAAAAAAGAUUAAAGCAUAAACACGCCUAUGAUCCCUGAACUCUGGAGGCUAAGGUAGAAGGUUCACUGUGAGUUCCAGGCCGGCCUGGGCUACAGAGUGAAUUCCAGGUCAGCUGGUGAUAGAGUGAGACCCUGACUCACGAAGUUAAACAGAGAGGAAGACACACAGAAAAGCAACCAAGAAAGAACAAGUGAGCUAAAACUAAUAUCAACUCACUUAAAAAUAUUUACAUGCGUGAUGUCUGUCGCCGUUGGCUUUAUGACUUACCCGAGGCUAUGGCCAUUUUGCUCUGAUCCCUGAGAGAUAUCAUGUGUCCCACCCAACACACUAUUAUAUUACUACACUAGGUUCAAGACGACUCCCCUGCUACCAGCAUCUCCUAUGGGGGGUGGGGGGAAAGCCACCUUGUGAAACUAACUCCGAAUCCCAUUUUGGCAUUCUACAACGUAACUUUACUGUUUUACGUAUCAGUGGCCCAUGUCCUGAAGGAAAAUCAGAAAUGCCAAGUUGGUCGGGCUUACCUAUAUUGUCACUGCUGAUUGGGACUUGCUGUUUGGAUGAUUUUGGUUAAUUAAUUAAUUAAUUUAUUUAUUUAUUUAUUUAUUUAAGAACGAGGGAGGCAGGUAGAGAGUGCUAGAGAUGGGGCGCCCCAGGACCCCCAGCCACUGCAAACUAACU
Messenger RNA from Jaculus jaculus (lesser Egyptian jerboa), 7839 nucleotides. It is a transcript of the gene Nalcn, whose product is annotated as sodium leak channel, non-selective. The transcript is spliced from 44 exons. The coding region runs from base 663 to 5933 and encodes 1756 amino acids. Gene Ontology annotation, molecular function: monoatomic cation channel activity. The record is from RefSeq and is a predicted model, not a curated record. Gene Ontology annotation, biological process: transmembrane transport; monoatomic ion transport. NCBI's taxonomy places the organism in Eukaryota, Metazoa, Chordata, Mammalia, Rodentia, Dipodidae. Gene Ontology annotation, cellular component: membrane.